Molecule: messenger RNA, 1854 nt
Organism: Dioscorea cayenensis subsp. rotundata (Guinea yam)
Lineage: Eukaryota; Viridiplantae; Streptophyta; Magnoliopsida; Dioscoreales; Dioscoreaceae
Product: DEAD-box ATP-dependent RNA helicase 28
Exons: 16
Coding region: 19-1854 (611 amino acids)
Molecular function (GO): ATP binding; nucleic acid binding; RNA helicase activity
Source: RefSeq, a predicted model, not a curated record
CUUCACUGCAACGGCGCCAUGGAUCCCGAGUUCCACUUCGACGCGGUGAGCUCCGACGAAGAGACCGAGUUCGAGCCCCCAAAGCUCGAAUCCAAGGAGGCACAGUCUCCGUGGGAGUUCGCCGCUUACUCGGAGUCCGUGGCUGAGGAACACGCCCGGAGGAACACCACCUCGGUUGACGAUAAGAUCUCCAAAGCCCUCCAGGGACGUCAGGUCUAUUCUGCGGAGAGUGAUGAAGUUGAUGAUGAUGAGGAGGGGGCUGCUGAUGACCUUGAUGACCUGCCAAUCGACGAGGAAAUUGGUAAAUCACAAGAUGUUGCUGUAAAGCCCCGUGCUUUUUUCGCCUCCUCUGAAGGAGCAUCAUUUCAUGCGAAUUCUUUUCUUGAGCUCAAUUUGUCCCGCCCUUUACUAAGAGCUUGUGAAGCCUUGGACUACCGCAAACCAACUCCAAUUCAGGCGGCAUGCAUACCGUUAGCAUUGACUGGCCGGGAUAUUUGUGGUAGUGCUAUCACAGGUUCUGGAAAGACAGCAGCCUUUGCUUUACCAGUACUGGAGCGUUUACUUUUCCGUCCUAAACGCAUCCCUGCAAUCAGAGUGCUCAUACUCACUCCAGCUAGGGAGCUGGCUAUACAGGUUCACAGUAUGAUAGAGAAGCUAUCACAGUACACUGACAUCAGAUGUUGCCUUGUCAUUGGUGGGCUUUCAACAAAGGUGCAAGAGGCUGCCUUAAGGUCAAUGCCUGAUAUUGUGGUAGCUACUCCUGGGAGAAUAAUUGAUCAUUUACGCAAUGCUCCAUCUGUUGGAUUGGAAGAUCUCUCUGUUCUAAUCCUUGACGAGGCAGAUCGCCUUCUUGAACUUGGUUUCAGUGGUGAAAUACAAGAACUGUUACGCAUUUGUCCAAAAAAGAGGCAGACAAUGCUGUUUUCCGCUACUAUGACUGAAGAAGUUGAUAGGCUUGUUGAGCUAUCGCUUACUAGACCUGUACGCCUUAAAGCUGAUCCUUCUACGAAGAGACCGGCUACCCUUACUGAGGAGGUUGUAAGAAUACGUCGAUCACGCGAGGUAAAUCAGGAGGCUGUUCUGCUUGCACUUUGUGAAAAGAUUUUCACACAGAAAGUGAUCAUCUUCAGUGGAACAAAACAGGCUGCACAUAGACUAAAGAUAAUAUUUGGCUUAGCUGAGUUGAAGGCUGCUGAACUUCAUGGAAACCUUACUCAAACUCAGCGCCUUGACGCCUUGGAACUUUUUAAGAAACAAAAAGUGGAUUUUCUUAUUGCAACUGAUGUUGCUGCUCGUGGGCUCGAUAUCAUUGGUGUUCAAACGGUUAUAAACUUUGCAUGCCCUCGCGAUGUUACGAGCUAUGUUCAUCGUGUUGGUCGUACUGCCAGAGCUGGGAGGGAAGGAUAUGCUGUUACAUUUGUAACUGACAAUGACAGGUCCCUCCUCAAAGCCAUUGCAAAGAGAGCUGGCACAAGUCUAAAGAGCAGAACUGUUGCAGAAAAAUCAGUAGCCAAGUGGUCUCAGAGAAUCGAACAAAUGGAAGAUGAAAUUUCUGUGAUUCUUGAAGAAGAGAGUGUAGAGAGGGCACUAAGAAAAGCUAAUAUGGAAGCAACAAAGGCAGAGAAUAUGAUAAAACAUAAGGAGGAGAUAUUUUCACGUCCCAAGAGGACAUGGUUUGCAACUGAAAGGGAGAAGAAUUUAAUAGCCAAGGCUGCAAAGUGGAUAAUGAAGCUGAAGCCAUUUCUCCAGAAAGAAAACAACUUACUCAAAAUCCUGAAUGUUGAUACCUUGCUAGUUGGACUGUAUAAUUCUUUGAUCACCAUUGGUAUCCCUUGUUUUGAUUGUAUUGCUUAA